AUGAAAGCCCUUGCACAGUCAAUGAAUGAAACACUUCACAAUAAGCAAACAGAGUUUACUGGUCAAGUCAAUUCUUGCAAGUCACGAGGGGAUGAAAUAAUACAACACUCGGUAAACCUUUACAAAGACGUGAUCAAGUCACAUAUUCUGCCCUCGAUGAAGAACAUUCAAGAUCAGCUGAAUCUCAUCACCAAAGUCAUUGAAGAGGGAAUCCGCCUGGCGCAGGCACCUGACAGGUGGUGGAGACAGGUGGCGGCGACUCAGAUGAACCUCAACUCAGGCCGAUCGCACACAAUUUUUACGAUCAACGUGAAUAUCAAGGAGAACGCUGUAGCUGGCAAAGAUGAUGUACUGCGAUGUGGCAAACUCCACCUCGUGGAUUUGGCUGGAAGUGAAAACGUGUCCAAGUCUGGAGCCAGCGAAAACAUACACAAAUCUGCAACGGGGGUUGACAAGAGACUUGCCGAGGCUUCAAAUAUAAACAAGUCUCUGUUGACGUUGGGCCGAGUCAUAACAUGCUUGACGGAAAACAACCCACACAUUCCUUACAGAGAGUCAAAACUGACAAAGUUUUUACAAGACUCGCUUGGUGGCAAGACUAAGACCUGCAUCAUCGGAACAAUCUCUCCAGCGCAGGCCAACCUGGAUGAAACGGAGAGCACACUGAACUAUGCUUCUAAGGCGAGAUCCAUCAAGAACAAGCCAGUGAGAAACCAGACCAUCUCCAAGAAGGACUUUAUGCAGGUUGCGUCUGAAGAAAUAAUGAAGCUCAAAAAAGACCUGGAAGCAGUCAGGCAAGGAGAGGGGUUCUAUAUCUCUAAAGAGUCUCAUGAAGAAAUGAUAAGCCGAAUGAAAGAGCUGGACGACCAAGUGAAAGACUGGCAUGAAAAAUAUUCACGCAUCAAAGAGUCGUACGAACAAUCACAGGAAAUGUUCAGUUCCUUAAGCUCCGACUUUGACGACAAGUGUGCUGAAUAUGAAGAGCUUGAUAAUCUGUUCAGAAUCGAAAGCCAAAGAUGUCAAGAGAAGAUGAAAGAAUUCGCAAAGGAAGUUGUUGUCAGAGAAUAUUUCAUCAAAGAAUAUGAAAAGACCGAAGGCAGUCUGACAGAGCAAGCAAAAACUUGCAAGUCUGUGCUGGAAAACCUUUUAGACCAGAGCAAUCGCUUGCACGACAAAAUUGAUAGAAAGCAGUCUAACGAGGCAGACAACCUGCAGAUGUUGUGUCGCUACAAGGAAAAUGCCAGCAAGAAGGUUGCGGAUUUCAAAAGCAAGCUUGAUUCGUUUCUUGAUGAAAAAAAGCAGUUUGUGAAAGAAGUUUUUAAAAAUGCCAGCACUGUGAACAGAUUAUUUGAAGAAGAGAACCAUAAUGUUUUAUCAACCAUUAAAUCUUUUAAAACCAGAUGA
Macrosteles quadrilineatus (aster leafhopper) is the source of this 1404-nucleotide messenger RNA. Its product is annotated as kinesin-like protein KIF11-B. The record is from RefSeq and is a predicted model, not a curated record. The transcript is spliced from 2 exons. Bases 1 to 1404 code for a protein of 467 amino acids. Gene Ontology annotation, molecular function: ATP binding; plus-end-directed microtubule motor activity; microtubule binding. NCBI's taxonomy places the organism in Eukaryota, Metazoa, Arthropoda, Insecta, Hemiptera, Cicadellidae. Gene Ontology annotation, biological process: microtubule-based movement.